This is a messenger RNA of Bombyx mandarina (wild silkworm), 918 nucleotides long. Its product is annotated as collagenase. Gene Ontology annotation, biological process: proteolysis. Gene Ontology annotation, molecular function: serine-type endopeptidase activity. NCBI's taxonomy places the organism in Eukaryota, Metazoa, Arthropoda, Insecta, Lepidoptera, Bombycidae. The record is from RefSeq and is a predicted model, not a curated record.
AUGUGGUGGAUUUUGAUUUGUUCUGUGCUUUUUGGAGGUUCGCAGGGCGUUCCUGUGGAAGCUGUAGAUGUAAUUAUACCUUCUGACCCAGUCCACUUUCAAGAUAUCCCUCGCAAUGACCAAAAUCGUAUCAUAGGCGGAUGGCUGGCCACAGAAGGACAGUUCCCUUACAAGGUGAGCGUGCGAAACGUCAGCCCUGUGGGCGGAGUCAGCGCGUGUGGGGGCUCCAUCAUUCACAACGAAUGGAUUCUAACAGCAGCUCAUUGCGUGGCCAGACGCGAAUCAUUCGUGAUCCGUUUGGGAUUGACCAACCUGACCCGUCCUGAGUUAAUAAUGGAGACAGUGGAGAAGUACGUGCACCCUGACUACAAUGUCGGCUCCACCGCCGUGCAGGUUGAUGAGAUCGCUCUCCUGAAGCUGCCCCGUCGUGUGGAGUAUGGACGCGGCUAUGUCCCCGAGGUCUUGAGCUGGGUCUAUCAAUUGGGUAUCACGAACGAGGAGUGCCUUAACUGGUACCCUAACAGUCAAACCAUCAAGGACCAGACAUUAUGCGCGAAAUAUUACAAUCAUACUUCACAAAACAUUUGUACAGGCGACAGUGGCGGACCCCUGACUAUGGAUGAUCUCGAUGGCUCACCCACUAUCGUAGGCAUCACUAACUUUGGUUACGCGCGGGGAUGCAACACACCCAAUCCGUCCGGUUUCGUCCGACCAGAGUUCUACCACGACUGGCUGAAACAGGUCACCGGCAUCAACUUCGACUGGAGCGUCUUUGACAUUGUUAUCAGCUAAAAUUUCGGGAACCCCUCAACGACAACGACGACAUCUCAUCCUCACUAAUUUUAUGUACCAUUUUCACUCAUUGAUAACGCAGCAUUGAGCGAAUUUGUCCGGAAUUUUUCGAUUCAAAACUUUGGA